Molecule: messenger RNA, 1398 nt
Organism: Chlamydomonas reinhardtii
Lineage: Eukaryota; Viridiplantae; Chlorophyta; Chlorophyceae; Chlamydomonadales; Chlamydomonadaceae
Exons: 4
Molecular function (GO): RNA binding; RNA helicase activity
Source: RefSeq, a predicted model, not a curated record
UACAUUGUGGUGCAGCCCGAGCGGCGGCUGGCGGCGCUGGCCCGCUCCCUGCGUGCCGACCUGGCGGCGGCGGACGCGGACGCGGCGCCCGCGCGUGUGAUGCUGUUUGUGAACUCGCCCGCCGAGGCGGCGGCGGUGGCGGAGCCGCUACAGUCCAGCCUGUGGACCGACCACCGCAUGGCCGUGCUGGUGCCGCCGGGCACUAUUCUGGCAAAAGACAUCGACGCGGAUGAGCCCUCCUCGGCCUCUGCCUCCUCCGCCUCGUCCUCGUCAGCGGCCGGCCCCUCCGCCUCGGCCUCCUCCUCCUCGGCCGGCUCCUGGCCCCCGCCCGACCUGAACCCGGCAGCACUGCGGCGGAACGCGCGCCGCGGCGGCGUCAGCAGCAGCAGCAGCAGCAGUAGUGCCAGUGCGGGCGCGGCGGCGGGGCCAGGGGCAGGGGAAGGGGCUGCAGCUGGCAGCGGCGGCGACACGGCGGCGGGCAACUCGUUUGCUGAGGCCAUGAAGUCGAUUGACGACAUGUUCGCCUACAACCCCAUCCGCGCGCUCCACUCCUUCCGCGACCACAAGUCCUCCCUGCUGCUGGCCACCGGCGCCGCGGCCCGCGGCCUGGACCUGCCCGCCGUGAGCCACGUGUACAGCCUGGGCCCGCCGCCCGACGCCACCAACUACCUGCACCGCGCGGGCCGGGCGGGGCGCAUCGGGUCCACCGCAGGCGGCGUUGUGACGACGCUGGUGACGCCGGACGAGGUGGAGGCGCUGCAGGCCAUUGCCGCGGAGCUGGGCAUCCAGCUGGUGCGGGAGGAGGAGGCCAGUGGCGAGCUGGUGGGCAGCCUGCCGCGAUUGGAGCUGUCCAGUGGCGAGGAGGAGGAGGGCGGCGAGGAGGGGGUGGGGGAGGGGCAGGGGGCGAAGGCGGCAGGAGGCAGCGCGGGUCUGGGGGAUGUGGAGCGGCUGCGGAAGGGGCUAGAAGAUCUGUACAACCUCAUGUGAGCAGCUGGGUGUGCUUGUGGGGGGAGGGAGGACGAAAGGCAGGGGGCGUUAUGAAACGUGUGGGGAGGGAGUGAGAGGGUUGGAUGGGGGGAAUGGCCGUGGAAAUGGUACGUGCAGUCGGCCGUGACGGACUGGUGACGAGGGGACAAGCGGAAUGAUCCUAUGAUGCUGAUGCUGGUGUCGGUGUAUCAAUGCACACCCUGCGUCGGCAGGGGCUGUGCGCGCGCGUGGAACGGGUUUGGCCCCUGGCUGGGCGACAUGACGCACAGCUCGUGUCCCCCCAAAUGAGGCUGUGGAGCCCACAGGGCGGGUUGCACGUGCGACGAGACAAGGCCGGGCAUGCCAGAUUGCCAGCGCACGCAACCUGUACUGGGCGCAUUGCCCAGCGGGUGCUUGUAACAUCAGACCCUG